Leptonychotes weddellii (Weddell seal) is the source of this 1635-nucleotide messenger RNA. It is a transcript of the gene PRMT6, whose product is annotated as protein arginine methyltransferase 6. The record is from RefSeq and is a predicted model, not a curated record. Gene Ontology annotation, biological process: chromatin remodeling; peptidyl-arginine methylation, to asymmetrical-dimethyl arginine. Gene Ontology annotation, molecular function: protein-arginine N-methyltransferase activity; histone methyltransferase activity. Lineage: Eukaryota; Metazoa; Chordata; Mammalia; Carnivora; Phocidae.
CCGGGAGUCGGUCGGAGCCGCCAAGAUGUCGCAGCCCAAGAGAAGAAAGCUUGAGUCGGGGGGUGGCGGCGAAGGAGGGGAGGGAACUGAAGAGGAAGAUGGCGGAGAGCAGGAGGCGGCCCUGCCGCGACCCCGGAGGGCUAGGCGGGAGCGGGACCAGCUAUACUAUGACUGCUACUCAGACAUAUCGGUCCACGAGGAGAUGAUUGCGGACCGUGUCCGGACCGAUGCCUACCGCCUGGGCAUCCUGCGGAACUGGGCAGGACUACGGGGCAAGACUGUGCUGGACGUGGGCGCGGGCACCGGCAUUCUUAGCAUCUUCUGUGUGCAGGCCGGGGCCCGGCGCGUGUACGCGGUGGAGGCCAGCGCCAUUUGGCAACAGGCCCGGGAGGUGGUGCGGCUCAACGGGCUGGAGGAUCGGGUGCACGUCCUGCCGGGGCCGGUGGAGACGGUGGAGUUGCCGGAGCAGGUGGAUGCCAUCGUGAGCGAGUGGAUGGGCUACGGACUCCUGCACGAGUCUAUGCUGAGCUCUGUGCUCUACGCGCGGACCAAGUGGCUGAAGGAGGGCGGUCUUCUCCUGCCGGCUUCCGCCGAGCUCUUCGUGGCGCCCAUCAGCGACCAGAUGCUGGAGUUGCGCCUGGGCUUCUGGAGCCAGGUGAAGCAGCUCUACGGGGUGGACAUGAGCUGUCUGGAGAGCUUCGCCACGCGCUGCCUUAUGGGCCACUCGGAGAUCGUGGUGCAGGGUUUGUCCGGGGAGGACGUACUGGCCCGGCCGCAGUGCUUUGCUCAGCUGGAGCUGGCCCGCACCGGCCUGGAGCAGGAGCUGGAGGCUGGGGUGGGCGGGCGCUUCCGCUUCAGUUGCUACGGCUCAGCGCCCAUGCACGGCUUUGCCAUCUGGUUCCAGGUGACGUUCCCCGGAGGGGACUCGGAGAAACCCCUGGUGCUGUCCACCUCGCCUUUUCACCCCGUCACGCACUGGAAGCAGGCACUCCUCUACCUGAACGAGCCUGUGCAAGUGGAACAAGAUACGGACAUUUCCGGAGAGAUCACGCUGCUGCCCUCCCGGGAUAACCACCGUCUCCUGCGCGUGCUACUGCGCUACAAAGUAGGCGACCAGGAGGAAAAGACCAAAGACUUUGCCAUGGAGGACUGAGCGUUGCCUUUUCUCCCAGCUACCUCCCGAGGCGCCCAGACCUGCGUGGUAGAGGCGGCGGGGGGUCGGAGGAGAAAGGGAGAUCCCACGUGCAAGUUUGUUUGGCAGUAUCAGCGUGGCUGUGUAUGACGGACAGUGUAUGACUGGACACCAGAUGAUCCAAGCCCUUUGGAGUGACAACACUUCCAGAAGGAUGAGAGCGUGACAUGCUCCAAUAUCCAGGCACUGUGCAGUCUCUGUGUGAGCUGGAUUGCCUAGGGUCAUUUGGACCACAGGAAUAACUGUCAGCCCUAAGGAGGGAAAACAUGAUGAAGUUCUACCUGCUUUCUUCAGACAGCUUACAUUUAUUUAGCACUGUGAAACUUUCCAAAUAUUUAUGUUAAUUCACUGGACCAAUGGACAUUUUAUUGAGUAUACCAGAUAACAGUCAUUGUGAUAAGCACUUAGGUAUACAAACCAAUAAAACAUAGUUUUGCUUCCAA